AUGUCAUACUCAGCAGCAAUGGAGGAGGGGUCAGCUCCCGCCUCUGACGACGGCCGAGGAUCGCAAGAAAACAGUGGCCAGCGACACGACAGAAUAGCAACCAAGGAACGCCAUAUCGCAAUGGCAUCCGCUGAGAUAGAGGACGAAACCGUCGACUUGGAUGUCCCAGACCAGGUUUCGAUAUCGCAAAAGAUGCUUUCCGCCGUCUCUGGGAGCAUCCUCACUUCUCUCCUAGUCACUCCUCUAGAUGUCGUCCGCGUCCGUCUUCAAUCCCAAGCACAUCCCUCAGACGCCUCCUCCCGACCGCGCCCCCACAUCCGCACACUACCCUCCACCCUAGGCACAACCUCCUUCUCCAACCUCCCCCCAAACCUAGGCAUCUCCUCCUGCUGCCGCGAAGUCUUCUGGGUGAACAACAACGCCCCCUACUGCGUGGCCGCCGACAGCGUAGCCAUCGCCUCGACGCCCGCCUCCUCGCUGGCCGCGGACUGCGCGGCCGAAGAAGCCCAACGAAAGACCUUCACCUCGACCUUCGACGGCCUGCGCAAGAUCGCCCAGAACGAGGGCACCCGCACCCUAUGGCGCGGCCUGUCCCCCACCCUCGCAAUGGCCGUCCCAGCAAACGUAAUCUACUUCGCCGGCUACGACUGGCUGCGCACCUCGCCCGCCUCGCCGCUCCACAACAACAUCUCCCCCGUCUACGCACCCCUAGCCGCGGGCUCCACGGCCCGCAUCCUCGCCGCCGUCGCCGUGAGCCCGAUCGAGAUGUUCCGCACGCGCAUGCAGGCCGCGCACAACGCGCAGACGGCCUCGGGGCUCUUCCGCGAGACGCUCGACGGCCUGCGCGACAUGGUGCACGCGCAGGGCUUCCGCUCCCUGUGGCGCGGUCUCAGCCUCACGCUGUGGCGCGACGUGCCCUUCUCGGCCAUCUACUGGUGGGGCUACGAGUCCGGCCGGAACGUGCUCACUGAUGCGCGGGAGCGGGCACGGGGAAGGAGCAGCGAGAUUGGAUUUCUCCCGAAUGGCGCGGGGGACUCGAGAGAGAGGCAUCGGCGGAGGAGCAGGAGUAGGGAGAAGGAGGACCAUACGGCUACGCUUGUGGACUCGUUUGUUGCGGGCGCGGUCAGUGGGGCUGUGGCGGCGUUUGUGACGACGCCGUUUGAUGUCGGGAAGACGAGGCAGCAAGUGCUGAAGCAUUCGGGGGCGGAGAGGAGGGACAGGGGGGUGGAUAAGAAACAUGUCAGGCCCGAGGACAGGAGCAUGCCGCGGUUUUUGUGGCACAUCUUUAAAGAGCAGGGCAUGGGUGGCUUGUUCAAGGGAUGGGCCGCCAGAUGUCUGAAGGUCGCGCCGGCGUGUGCGAUCAUGAUCAGCAGCUAUGAGAUUGGGAAGAAGAUGGCGGGGGGCAUGAACGAGCGGAGGGAUGCAAAGAGGAUGGCUAUUGAAGAGGAAAAGUGA
Coniosporium apollinis CBS 100218 is the source of this 1455-nucleotide messenger RNA. RefSeq lists its product as uncharacterized. The record is from RefSeq and is a predicted model, not a curated record. Gene Ontology annotation, biological process: mitochondrial transmembrane transport. The transcript is spliced from 2 exons. The coding region runs from base 1 to 1455 and encodes 484 amino acids. Lineage: Eukaryota; Fungi; Ascomycota; Dothideomycetes.